This is a messenger RNA of Rhagoletis zephyria (snowberry fruit fly), 1081 nucleotides long. Its product is annotated as zinc finger protein 239-like. Lineage: Eukaryota; Metazoa; Arthropoda; Insecta; Diptera; Tephritidae. The record is from RefSeq and is a predicted model, not a curated record.
UUUUCAUUACAGAACAAAUUUAAAUUUAAUAAUAACAAAUGCCCCAGGGAUAGUUCAAUAUUGGAUGAUGCGCAGUGCAUAAUUUUGGCUGAAAUUUAUAAAUUACAUACUUGCCUUUGGAAAGAAGAGGACAUCGCUUAUAGGUUUAAAAACAGACGUGAAGAAUCUUUAAGCGCCGUUUUCAAUGAAUUCAAUACAAAAACUGGACUACAUUUGUCACACCAAGAUUUGAAAAAAGAAAUUAUACUGUUGCGAAAAAUCUGCUCGAAUGAAAAGAAACUAAAAAUAGCAUGCAAAAAAACCAAUUCCAUUCAUAAAACCACGUACCUAUUUUACGAUUAUAUAUCAUUUCUCGAAGUCGACGUUGCCCCCUUUGAAUGCUCCAAAUGUGGGAAAUUACUUCCUGGGUUAGGUCAGCUCAAAGUACAUUUUGCAGAACACGAUGGUUCGCUGCCGUUUAUUUGUAACAUCUGUGGUCAUGGUUUUCAGAUGGGUACUAAUUUAACGGUCCAUCUUAGAAGACACGUACAAGACUACCAGUACAAUUGUGAAGUGUGCAACAAGCCGUGCGCAACAACCACAGAAAUUAAAAUCCACAUGCGUACACACACAGGCGAAAGGCCCUAUGUUUGUUCUAUUUGUGGUGAGAAGGCGCUGACGUCAUCGCACCUUUUACUACACAAUCACCGGCACCACGAAAAACGAUAUCGUCACAAAUGUAAAUUUUGUCCAAAAAUGUUCUAUGAAACUAAAAGCUUACGCGAACACAUGGCCGUUCAUAAGAAUGUACGAGAUCAGAUUUGCGGAGUGUGUAACAAGGGCUUUAAAAAUGUUAAGCAAUUGCGACAGCAUCAGCUGAUUCACAACACCGAAAAGAAAUAUACAUGCAAAUUUUGUGGAAAACGUUUUGCGCAAAGUUCGGGCCUAUCUGGUCAUAUGAAAACUCACGGUACAUUGCCCCGGAAAGUGCUAAAUGCUGAUUAGGAUAAAUUAAACUAAGUUUCUAUUGAAAUAUGUAAGUUUACUAGUAUAACGUCGAAUCAUUAACUUAAUUAAAAUAAAACCGGACUUCUUGUUUAAA